Messenger RNA from Adineta ricciae, 627 nucleotides. Lineage: Eukaryota; Metazoa; Rotifera; Eurotatoria; Adinetida; Adinetidae. The record is from the annotation of a GenBank genome assembly.
AUGCGUACAACAAUUAAUGCCAAAAUUCCUUUUGAUCAAAAUAAAGCCAUAAUUCAAAUAUCGAUAUCAUUUCAUAUUAUCAUUGCUCAAAUUGCCAAUGAAUAUUUUCUGACAUAUGUCAAUACAAACAACACUCCUUCAUCUGUUAUUGUAGUUCAGAUGAAAAUGGAACAACAAUGUUUACAUGUUCUACAAUUAUUUAAUAAUGAAACAAUAGCAAAGUAUUCAUUAUUACGUCGUGUUAAAUAUUAUUUACUCUGUAAAAAUAAACCUCAAUUAAAAUGUUUUCACGAUAAUGAAGCAUUCAUGUGUCUAUGCAAUGAAGAAGGAUAUGCAAAUUGUUUUCAUCGUCCAAAUUGUCCGCUUUCGACGUUCUGUGUUUGUGAAGAUUGUUUUUAUGGAAGUAAAUGUCAAUUUACUACAAAAGAGUUUGGUCUUUCUCUCGAUGCUAUUCUUGGUUAUCAAAUUCGACCACACAUAUCGAUAAAUCAUCAACCAAGCAUUGUAAAAAUCCCUAUUGCUCUAACUAUUAUCAUGUUAGUUAUUGGUCUUGUCAAUAGUAUUUUAUCGAUUAUAACAUUUCAAAGAAAAACUAAAGAUGAAUCAGGUUGUAGACAAUAUCUUUAG